AUGAAGAUUAAACAAGACUGUAAACAAAAGCCAGUUUUAAAAGUUAAAAAAGUAACAAAAAACAGCGAGUCAUAUUUGAACAAAGCUGUUAAAAAUGUUAAACAAAUUUUGAAGAAAAAAGUUACACCAACAGAGACUAAUAAGGUAGAAGAAAAAAAGACCAAAAAUGUAGAAGAAAAAAGACCAUUUCGUUUGGUUAAUAAAAGUAAAAAAAAAGGAUUAGUCUAUAUUGGUCAUAUCCCUCAUGGAUUUUAUGAAGAACAAAUGAAAGAAUAUUUUUCUCAAUUUGGAAGAGUAACACGAGUGUGAUUAGUCAGAUCAGCCAAGACUGGAAAAAGUAGAGGCUAUGGUUAUGUUGAGUUUGCAAUGCCAGAUGUUGCAGUUAUUGCUGCAGAGUCCAUGAACAAUUAUCUGAUGGCUGGUAGAUUAGUUAAAACCACCUAUGUUGCUCCAGAAGAUCAACAAAAAAAAUAUUUUAAAGGUCCACAAUGGUCAGAAACAACAUAUCCAAAAUUGACAAACCGAGCUAACUACAUUGAUAAAUAUAAUGCUCCAAUUUCUGAGGAGAAGCACGAACUUCAGGUAAAAAAAACUAUGGAAAGUUUUUCUACUUUAUCAGAAAAAUUAAAAGUAGAAGGGAUUGACCUAGACUUUAAAAUUAGUCAAACAACAUUAUAA
Messenger RNA from Aphidius gifuensis, 678 nucleotides. RefSeq names its product MKI67 FHA domain-interacting nucleolar phosphoprotein-like. The record is from RefSeq and is a predicted model, not a curated record. Gene Ontology annotation, molecular function: RNA binding. The transcript has 5 exons. Gene Ontology annotation, cellular component: nucleolus. Gene Ontology annotation, biological process: maturation of LSU-rRNA from tricistronic rRNA transcript (SSU-rRNA, 5.8S rRNA, LSU-rRNA). Lineage: Eukaryota; Metazoa; Arthropoda; Insecta; Hymenoptera; Braconidae.